GCGACCUACCGGUAUCCAACAGAGCCUUGUGUUUCAAGGCAUGGCUUGAGGAAGAAUCGGAUCUUUCUCGGCAAAGUCUGUUGAAUUCGCACCUCUCGUCGUGCCAUGGCUCGUCCUCGUCAUUAUUGAUCGCAUCAUUGGCUACCGGUACCGGUAGUAUCAUACGGUACAUCCCCGUGCCUGCGUUUCUAGGUACCGGUAGUGCGAACUGUAGCAAUAUCGCAAGGUGCCAUACCGGUACUCCCUUCGAGGAGCGACACCCAUUGGGUGCUUUUAGGACAGUCUCUCAUGCAUGCAAACCGAUGCUUCAGAUACCCGCUGGUAGCUAUGAUAGCUAGCGCAGAAUGCAGGCCUCUCGGCUUCAUCCAGUGAAUAAAAAAAAUCGAAUGAUGAUUCAAUCAUCAUUCAGCGAUGUACUACCAGGUAGUACCGGUAGCCCCCAUGGCCUCUCUUCUUGAUAGGUCCAAGGCGGAACCCGCUAUGAACCAUGGUGCGACAGCAUCCCAGCAACUUUCUUUCGAAUGCGCCAUCCUUUUGCUGGCAGCUCCUGGCACAAGUUGCUGAGACAUCAGCCUUCAAAGAGUUAAUGCCUUGAAAUGGCCAUUAAAUUGUACUUUUUCAUAGAAGCCUAACGAAUUAAGUAAUUUCAGUAAGCUUCCUUCAAGUCACAGGCAUUAGAAACCGAAGGCAGAGAAAAAGUAAGAGACGGUGAAUUUCCCUUCCUGUGUUGAACGCUGGAGACAUCGAGACAUCCACAUCGAUGCAACCACCAAAAACCAAAAACCAACAAACGAUCGAAGAAAGUGGCACUUGCUAGAGCUGAAGAGUGGGUCAACAUACUACAGCACACCCUCGAACUGUAAUAUCCCUCUGAACAAAGACGACGAUUUCGGCUCCUCAGUGCCCCAGCAAGAUCAGCAGCAACGUAUGAGGUGUUGACGACUUCAUUUCCAUCUUUUCUCCUUCCUUCCAACGCUUGAUUGCGAUUUUCCGUCUGGUGUGCCAUCCCUUCGCUUUGGUCUUUUUGAUUGAUAGAGUGAUUGACUUUCUCAACUUGGUUGGACUGGGGAUUUGAUUGAGAUUCGAUUCGUUUGCGCAGCAAUCCAUCUGCCUGGCUGGCUGUUGGUGUGGAGACAAUUGAUUGCAUUGGUUGUUAGUUCCACAAUUAUUGAUUUCUGUGACUGACUCCUAGACUGUGAUUGAUUGGAUCAAUUGACAAGCAAUGAAUAUGGCUUCUUCUUCUACUUCUCGACGAAAUGGUCUCAAUAACAACAAUAACAAUGGCAGCGCUGCCAAUGGCGACAUACAAAUGGAUUACGGUCCCAACGACACGGCGCCGUCGAAACGAGGCAGCAUGAACGGGUCAUCGGCCAAUCAAUUGGCCAAACCAGCGGCCAUCUCCCGUAGUGGGGGACUGGGACGUCGAUCAUCCCUUGGGCUGGAAGAUAGCAUCGGCGGUGGUGGCGUGCCCAAUCCCUAUGGUUACACACACGAAGCGAGACCCUCUCGAGCCGUGCAACGACAACAACAACGAGCUGCUGCCGCGGCAGCGGCUGCCAACAACAACACUAGUGGAAAUGGAAAAGACCUCAAACUCAAUCCAGCAGGUGCUCGUGCCUCUCGACGCGAUUCGGGAAUGCCAGGACGAGGAAACACGGCGUCGCUUCUGCCACCAGGAUCACGAGAGAUUGCGGGACGAGGUCGUGGUGGUGUGAUUGGAAUUGUCCGGCAAUCUUCCGGGAGAGGUAGUCUCGAAAAAAUGGCUCUGGCGGCCGGCGCCGGAAGAGGUGGUGGACGUGGUGGUGGAUCAGGAGGGCGAGGAGGAGGCGCAAGACAACAGCAACAACAUCAACAACAAUCUCAAAAGGAGCGACAAAAACGACUCAUGCAAGAAGCCACAGCGGCUUCCAGUCGACAGUCACUCCUGUCACAGGAUUCGGCUCUCUACUCUGCAUCCUCAGCGGGCGGAGCCGAUUUUUCGUACAACUCACUCUUCUACGAAGAUGAAACAGAUGGAGAAGAAACAUUGGGCGAUGACUCCCGAUUUGGGGAUGAUGACCUAUCGGGAGGAGACGAAUCCCUUCGACUCAUGAAUGUCAUGGAUGAAACACAGGAAAUUCGGCAGACGAGCAGCGACGCCAAAAAGGAUGCACUCGUAGAAAGUCUCGUAUGGUUCUCACAUCACACACCCCGGACUGUACUGGAAGAUUUGGUCUCGCACGAAAUCGAAAUCUGGCAAGCCGAACGAGGAGUCGACAUGACCAUCAUGGAGGAGUCCUGUGAAUCACUGGAAGAAUCCAACAGCAAGGGAAACUCGUUCAAUCAAUCACUCACGGGCUCCAGUCAUCACUCCAGCAGUAACCCCUACCAUCGCAAUAAUAGCAAGACCAAUUCUAACAAUCGCAGAGCAUCCAGCAACACCAACAACAAGAAGAAGUCAUUGUUGGGAUCUAUUCGAGAUGAUGAGUCAGAGUCAUUCAUGGGGUCCUCGCGCAUGGGAGAAUCUGCCGUCAGUGACUUGUCCGAUGAAGGCAUGGAGUUCUACGAUGGAAACUUUUCCGAAUCCAUACUCAAGCUACAAGCGGGACAAUCCAACACCGACGUCAUGAUCAAACUCCCAAAAGUCGUCGAACGUGAGGGGGCCGUCGUAUUUGCCGAUAUCUCGGGGUUCACCAAAUUGUCCACCAUGCUCGAUUGCGAAUCGCUUUCCAAAGUCAUCAACUCUUACUUUGAUAUGAUUGUCAAUGAAGUCGUCUCACACGGAGGGGAUAUUCUCAAGUUUGCCGGAGAUGCCUUCUUUGCCGAAUGGAAAGUCAAUGACUACGACGAUGGAAUGAACAAAGCGGGAGGGGCCAGCAGUGCCUUGUCCAACUUGAAUGCAUCCUUGUCCACAUUGCAGGAUGUCAACAACUACGGGAAAGACGAUAACAUGCCACGGAUAGCAACCUGUGUCUUGGCGGCUGCCAAGUGCGCGGCCGCCAUUGUGGAGAAAUUCAGUGACUUUUCCGUAGGAGCGGCCAUGCCGCACGCCAUGCCCAUGGUCGAUGGAGUCCGACAAGAAGCCAUUCUAAACGUGCAUUGUGGACUCGGAGCUGGAAAGUUUGUGGGUCUCCAUGUGGGGGAUUACAAAGAAGAUCCCGAUGAAGAAGGAGUAGAACUGCGUCGUGAAUUCCUGGUCAUGGGAGACCCGAUUGAUCAAGCAGCGUUGGCUGCCGAUGCCGCGACCGACGGAGAGGUGCUCGCGUCACCCAAAGCUUUGUCAUCUCUGGCAUACUGCUGUCAUGAUUUGCCCCAAGCAAUGAAAGUUGCAACGUCACCAGCUUUGAUUGCCGCGAGAGGCAAGAAAUUCUUUUCGUUGGAAGGGAAUAAAAGCCUGAAUGAUGAAGUCGACAGCGCACUCAACAACGAAAUGUCGCGAUACGAGGCACUGCGAACCCAUUGUCGUGAUUUGAAUCAAUCUGCCUUGGCUCGUCUGCAUUUGCAAAUGGCACUCUAUGUCCACCCGGUCAUUCGAGACGAUGAAUUGGCAUUGUCGGCACAGAUUCGGCAAGGAAAAAUUGCUGCACCACAAUCCACAAUCGAAGACAGGCACCUUGCGGAAGCCGAGUUGAGAUCAGUCUUUACUAUUUUCAUCAAAGCAGUCAUGACCCCCAAAAUUACAGGAGAUGGGGACAUUGACGGCAAACUGUACGCAAAGUUGGGAGACAUCAUGCAUGUCGUUUCCAGAGAGUUGGAUCGGUAUAGUGGGCAUUUGCGUCAAUUCAUUGUGGAUGAUAAAGGUGUGGUACUGAUCGCGACCUUUGGGCUGCGAGGUUCCACGUUUCCAAACAUGGUUGCCAACAACGGACUGCCAGCAACGUUCGCAAUUCACCGCUCCCUCAAGUCCGAGCUCCAAGUCGACAAUCGUGUAGGAGCAACAUUCGGCAAAGUAUAUUGCGGAGUUGUUGGCGGCGUCCGUCGACACGAGUUUGCUGUCAUGGGUGCCGCCGUAAAUCUCGCAGCUCGAUUGAUGGCAGCAAAAAUGAACAAGGGCAUCUUGGUCGACGAACAAGUUCGCGCCCAAGCUGGUUCGCGGUUCGAUUUCAAAAAUUUGCCAUCCAUCAAAGCGAAGGGCUACGACAAUCCUGUGGCCGUUUUCGAACCCGACUUGAUGGCUGCAGCUUCCAAAAAGAAAAAGUCGUCGGUGCCAUUUGUUGGACGUCGUGAAGAGAGAAAUGAAAUCGCAGCCAUUGCGCAAGAGAUCAUCGAAGAGCCGGACCCAACAAGGAGUUCCAUGGUCUUUUUGAUGGGUGAGUGCGGUAUGGGAAAAAGUGCGCUUGGAAUUUCUAUUCUAGAAGAGGUGAAAAAGGCUUGGGCCAAAUCAGGUAGAAAGGUCAUUGCGGCUCGAUCCACGACGACAGAGACAGAGCAGAGAAUCCCUCUUAGUUCGUUCCGCAAGGUCUUCUUGAGCGCCAUUCGCGAUCUUUGUGAACACGAUGGAACUGUCACUGCUAGCGAUGAUACAAAGAGUGUGUCGGGUUCAGGUUCAGAUCUUGGCCACCAUUCUCUUCGUGGCCAGAGCAGGUCAGGUUAUCGCCCUGGUCUUGCUCGUACAGACCGCGGAAAGCCGCUCGAAUCGCUUCUUGGAGACUCCGUUAGCAGGUUUGGUGACGCCUCCAUGCACAACGAUUCUUUUCAUACGGAGGGAGGAAACUCCUUCGAGGUAGACACACUUGGCACCUCAACCCACAGCGGACUUGGUUUGUCGAGCCACAGUGGCCACAGGGCAAAUAGCCUCCUUCCCGCGUCCCUGCAGAGGGCCCAAACUGACGGGCGCGCACCUGGUUUUCUUUCAAAGCCGCAACUAAGUCGCGGUGCAUCGACACAUUCUGGUCUGUUGGGAAAGCCCCAACUAAGUCGCGGCUUGUCUGUACAAUCCGCUGGUAUGGGGAUGCUGGGGUUGGCCAAUAUGGGAAACCCACAAGCACCAUUCAACAAAUCGGGACCUUCGUCGAGGCACAAUCGUGGAUCGCUUGGGGCUUCUCUCCAUGGAUCAGCGAGUCUGGCGAAAUCUCUCCAUGGCGGUGGUCCUGACGGCAACCCAGCUUCGAUGGCGCUGAAGCGUCGCGAAUCCAAUGUACUGGCGACUCAGGCUUCUGGCGGCGCUCUGAACAGGCGACCCUCCCUUAGUCAGUCUCUGCAUGGUGGAGGAAACCCUUCGUCGCUGCACGGUGGCCAAAUGUGGCCAAAGACAGGGCCGAUAGGCCCCGUGGCUGGAACACCUACUAGCAGGAAAAGUCGACGAAGUUCACUCAUGAAACACCAAUCCACACGCAAGACUUUUCGUGCCAAAAGCAAACCUCAGCUGGAGGACAUCGACGGCAACGAGUCAGUCAUGAGCCUUACGGGUGUGCGGCUAGAUGUACCAUACUUUGAGAAACUAUGUCAAAUUUGCGAGGAAAUUGAGUAUCCUCAUGAGUAUGCUGACAUUGUCGGAUCGCAGUUUCUGGGUCUGGAUGGUGCUAGCCCGGUUACUCACGUCGAUGGUCACGUUCCGACAAUCAACGAACUUGUGGAGUUCCUUUCACAGGCAUUCAUAUGCAUUACAAACUAUUCAGAUUUGUCCCUUAUCUUUGUGGACGACUUUCAAUGGGUGGACUCCUUCACUUGGAAGAUUUUCCGAGAGUUGUGUGAACGAGGCAAAAAGAUGCUUUUGAUUUGCGCUAUGCGUUCACACGACAAGCAAGCAUUGCGGCGUCUGUCCACUGCUAUCACUCAAAGUCACAUGCAAUCGCAAAUGAUCGAGAUCUCAUUGGGGCCCUUGGACUUGCUUGAAAUCAGAGAAAUGAUCGCUAAGGUUCUUGGCUACGGGGAAGACGCCGUUGACGAAUCUUUGUGCUCCGACAUUUACCAGAAGACAGGGGGUCUUCCCGUCUAUGUCGCAGAACUCCUUGAGAACAUCAAGCGUAACAAGACGGUGGCCAUUGACGAUGCUGGAAUUCUCCGUUGGACGGCUCAGGCCGAAGAAGAUCAGAAAGGGAUGGCUUCAAAGUACAACAGCGGUGCUGUCAUGGAAGAAACUUUUCUUAGCAGGUUUGAUGCCCUUGAUGUGCGUGUGAGGAAGGUUUUGCAGACUUGCGCUGUGUUGGGGCUCUCCUUCUCGCUAUCGGACGUUGUUCGCGUGCAUCCCGAGCUCGAAGAAAUCGAAAUCGAGCAUGCAUUGGACAACGCCGUUGAGGAGAUUAUUCUGGUGGAACGUUUCGAAGACGAGGAUGAGUCUGUCUCGCUCCAUUCAGGUUCCACGGGCUGUGACUCGGAUUCGAGGAGUGGAAUUCAUGAAAUGGAUGGUCGGGACAGCCGGACUUCUAUGGACAUGGAUGAAAUUGACGAUCGCUUCUUUGAGUUUAGUCAUGCAAUGUGGCGACAAAAGGUGCUCACGACAAUGCUCAAGGAGAGGAAGAUUGAGCUCCAUCGAUUGAUUGCGGAAGCUAUGGAAAAAGAUCAAGUGCAUAUUCUUGAGCAGUGUGAUAUCUCUCGUCUUCUUACUCUUUUCGACCACUGGAAAGCAUGUGGCGAUUUCUGCAAGUCGGCACCUCUGGCCUUGGCUGUCGGAUCGCGGCUGGAAGAAUGGGACCUCGCGAUGCAGAGUUUGGAUCUCUACAGAGACGCUUUGGAGAUGUCGUUCGAGAGCGUUGAGGCUGUUGAUGAAAAUGGCGGUCGUGAUGACGAGUGGGUUCAGGUGUCGGCGCACCCAGAAAUCUUGGAUCUUAUUCUACGUCUUCACAUCAGAAUAGGUCUGUGCCACCAACGUCUCGGUGAUGAAUAUGAGAGUGUGAUGACUUUUGAGGAUGCGUACAAGAUCGUAAAGACGUCGUCCAAGAUUCCUGGAAUGAGCCGAACGCUGAUGAUGCCAAUCAUUUCUACGCUGUGUGCAUUGAAAUUGGAACGAGAAGCAACGGAUAUGCAAACCAGAAAAGAACAGGAGGGCCUGGUGCGUAUCUUUGUCGAAGAAGCCAGAGAAGAUGGUCAUCCCGUGCACAUCAGCCGCGCUUUGGCAAUGGCUGCCAUGUAUUUUGCAAAACAGGGCUACUACGAACGUGCCCUGGCAAUUCACGAGCAGUUACAAAACGUGUACGAUGUUCUCGAACACUCGGGAGCCAUGAUACAGCUUUACGGCUACGAUUACGCUGUCGAAUGCUUUUCGGAGAGCGUGCAGUGGUACUACCUCGUCGGCCGGCAUGAAUCAGCCGAAAGACAAGCAGAAAUCGUUAUCCACGACCACGUCCCGCUGCAGGAUCAAACUGAUAUCGACAAUAUGCUGAGAAUUAUCCUUCCGGUGAUUCAAGUGUUGAAACUCCUCGACCGAGCCAAAGACUCAGAUCUGAUCUUCAAAAAGUUCAUCAUCAACUCGUUUCACGAUCAUUCCCAAGAAUCCGACUUUUGGGUUCCACUCUUCAAUCCCCUCGCGUACUUGCUUGAGGUGAUCAAGAUGGAAGAGGAGGAUAACUUCGAUCAUGAAGUGCUCAAGGAAAUGGAAUCUUGGGUCUUGGAUGACGAGAACAGCGUGUUUCACGUCGAGCUGGAACGCAAGGCUCACACCUGGAUGGGCGAGUUAUGCUGGAGAUUAUCCAAUCUCAGAGAAGACGAUGAUCCAGUGCGCCUCGACCUGUGUGACAAGGCGAGAGAACUGCUGGAACCAAUAGCCUGGUCGCAACAUCAGGAGACGUUCCUCAAGCAGCUCGCCAGCGCCUUGCUUGAUGCGUUAUAAGGUCUGGUCCAGCUAGUUCGGGUUUCACGCGUAAAUCGAAGGGGUUUCAUAGAAGAUUGGGUCAUUGGAUCGUUACGUGUUCACAGACAACACUAAAGAUGAAUAACGACUAUUACCAUAGACUGUUACACUGUUCUCUAGCUGCCCCGAACU
Seminavis robusta is the source of this 7900-nucleotide messenger RNA. Lineage: Eukaryota; Bacillariophyta; Bacillariophyceae; Naviculales; Naviculaceae. The record is from the annotation of a GenBank genome assembly.